AUGAUUGAGUUACCACGUAUUACUAGGGCUCUCAGAGCCCAUACGCAACUAGAUAAGCCACGAUGCCUCAAACCAAUUGUGGACCCUUUGAAACCAAUACAAAUAAAAAAGAUACACGUACAAAGAUUCAAAUCAUUCUCAGACAUAUAUAAUUAUGUAAAACAAAAUGAGCCAAAUUCUGCUGAAUUGUUAAAACUCUUUGAUGAAUUGAAAAAUGCAUCUAAACUCCUUACUGGAGAUCAGCCAGAUGACAUCAUAGAAGAUGCUGCGGUACUCACACUUAGGAUGUUCUUAGAUCAAGAUAUUGUUAUGUUAAAGAAUUUAUCUCAGCUUAGACAGACAUUUGGAACUGUUGUUGCAGCUACAGCUAAUAAGAUUUGCCAGAUAGUAACUAAAAUUUCUGAACAACUAAAUGAAGAGACAAAAGAGUACAUUAAAACAGAAGAGGUUGAAAAUAAAGAGAAUGUAAAGCUAUGGGGUGACCACAUUCAAUGUCAUUAUAUUCCAUAUAAACCUGCCAAGAAACCGCUGGCUAAGUUGACAAGUAAACCUGCAACAACUAGUAUGUUUGUUAAUGAUUUCUCUAUGAAAUAUACACAAAGUGCUCCUAAGGACAGUGCUGUAAUAAAAUCUAAGCCUGUUGUAGAAUCCAGAUUUGGGAAAGCCUGGCUAGAAACUAAAGUCAAGGAGUUAUAUGAGCACACAUCAGGUAUAUCGAGUGGGGAUAUCUUACAAUCUGUGAUAACAUUCUUGAAUUCAACCAAGACCAAUGAUGAAAUGCAAAACGAUCUCUUUGAGCUGCUUGGCUUCGACAAGUUCGAGUUUAUACAAGAGAUACUGGAACAUAGGCAGGAAAUUAUUGAUAGUUUGAAAGCUCCACCACCAGGUCCUUCAUUAUCAGAACUUGCAGCAACAUUACCUGAAAGCAAAAUGCCUCAGUACCUCUGCCAAGUAUCAGUAUUGUCUGAACACGAAAAGAUGAUUGCUAAACUGGUUAGGAAAGAAGAGAAGAAGGCCAAAAACAAAAAGAACGAUGAAGAUGCUGAUGAUGAACAUGAAAUCAAUAUCGCACAAAUGAAGGCUAAAAGAUUAGCCGAGCUAUCGAAGCCAGUGGUACCAUUUUCUACAUCAAGAUCUUCAAGUAAUGUUGACCCUAUUUUACAAAAAAUCUCAUAUUUCCAAACUAAAGUUCAGUACCCAAAUGUCUUCGAUUCAACUAUUAAUGCGAAAAAUUCAGCAGGUUUCGUGUCGGGCUUAAAAUUAAUAUUACCAGACAACGCUAUAAGAAAAGACAAUAAGGAAUAUGAAGAGGUUAUAAUACCAAAGAACGAACCAGCGCCACUUGAAGUCGGCAACCGGAGGAUACCUGUUUCACAAUUGGAUGAGAUCGGUCAAAUGGCUUUCGAGAACAUCAAAGAGUUAAACAGGAUACAGUCAGUAGUAUUCCAAACAGCCUACAACACGAACGAGAACUUACUGAUAUGCGCUCCCACUGGUGCUGGUAAAACGAAUAUAGCUCUGUUGACUGUCGUACAUCAGAUAAAACAGCACAUAGAGAACAACGUUAUCAUGAAAAAUAAAUUUAAGAUAAUCUACAUAGCGCCAAUGAAAGCUUUAGCCUCAGAAAUGACAGCAAGCUUCGGAAAACGACUAAAAGGGCUCGGCAUUUUAGUCCGCGAGUUAACUGGAGAUAUGAAACUGACUAAAACUGAAGUACAACAGACACAGAUGAUUGUUACUACACCGGAGAAAUGGGAUGUCGUUACAAGAAAGGGCGCUACUGACACUGAACUAGCAUCGAUAGUAAAACUUAUAAUCAUAGACGAAGUUCACUUAUUGCACGGCGACCGAGGACCGAUCGUAGAAGCCAUAGUCGCUAGAACAUUGCGACAAGUGGAGUCCACGCAGAACAUGAUACGGAUCGUCGGGCUGUCCGCCACCUUACCUAACUAUCUAGACGUUGCCAGAUUUUUACGUGUAAAUCCUAACAUCGGACUAUUUUUCUUCGAUCACCGAUUCCGUCCAGUCCCGCUAGAACAGCAGUUCAUUGGUGUCAAAGACAGUGGUAGUGGAGGCGGCGCUCACUUGAGACAGGUACAAACAAUGAACGAAAUAUGCUACGACAAGGCUGUGGACAUGGUACAAAAGGGACACCAAGUAAUGGUGUUCGUCCACGCUCGGAACGCCACACACCAAACUGCGAUGAUCCUGAAAGAAAUAGCUCAAAAGAAAGGCCACCUCAAGCACUUUGAACCGGAGGAUUCUGGAGCAUUUUUGAAAGCAAAAAAAUCUAUUGGCAGUAGCCCUAAUAAACAGCUAGCUGAGCUGUUUGCUUUUGGAUUUUCGUGUCAUCAUGCGGGUAUGCUGAGGAGUGAUAGGAAUAUGGUAGAAAAAUAUUUUGCGGAAGGCUUUAUAAAAGUUCUGGUCUGUACAUCAACUCUUGCUUGGGGUGUGAACUUGCCCGCUCAUGCUGUCGUUAUAAGGGGUACUGAAAUCUACGACCAAAGCCACGGGACAUUUGUAGACUUGAGUAUUCUGGAUGUUCUACAAAUCUUUGGUCGCGCUGGCCGACCGCAGUUUGAUACAUCUGGUACCGGCAUUAUUAUCACCACACACGAUAAGCUUACGCAUUAUUUGAAGUCUAUGACCAAUCAGUUCCCUAUUGAGAGCAACUUUAUUAACCUGUUGGCUGAUAAUUUGAACGCUGAGGUCGCCCUUGGCACCGUGACAAACAUUGACGAGGCAGUUGAAUGGUUAAGUUACACAUAUUUGUUUGUAAGAAUGAGGAUUAAUCCACAGGUGUACGGUUUAACAUACAAUGACGUACAAGAAGAGCCAAUGCUGGAAACUAAACGUCGGGAACUGAUCACGGCCGCCGCCAUGCAACUGGAUAAAACUCACAUGAUACGGUACAACGAACGCACUGGAGAUCUUAAUAUAACUGAUUUGGGUCGCACCGCCAGCCACUACUACAUAACGUGUGAGACGAUGGAGGUGUUCAACUCUAUGGUGCGCAAGUCGAUGACACAGGGCUACGUCCUCGAGAUGCUCACUAGGUGUUCUGACUUCCAGCAGCUAAAAGUCCGUAAAGAAGAACUAACAGAGUUAUGGCAGCUUAAAGACCACUACUGUGAGCUGCGCAUAGAAGAUGCACCUGAGGAUAUACAUUGGAAGAUCAACAUUUUACUACAGACUUAUUUGGCUAGGGGACGCAUCAAUGGGUCCUCGCUACAGUCUGACCUUAAUUAUAUCAGCCAGAAUGCAGUUCGAAUAAUUCGUGCACUGUUCGAAAUAACUCUCCGCAAGAACAACGCAUAUAUGGCCGGAUUAUAUCUCAAAAUGGCUAAGAUGUUAGAGCUUCAACAGUGGGACUUCUACAGUGACAUGAGACAAUUCAACUGCUUCACUAUAGAGACGUUAAAACAUAUUGAGUACCCGAUGCUGAAGCCUGAUCAGAUUAGGGACAUGGAUUGGAAGGAGCUAGGUGACCUAAUCCGCAACCCUAAAAACGCUCGCCACUUAAAGAAAUGCGCCGAUGAGUUUCCACUGCUGGAAAUGGAAGCUAGUCUACAUCCUAUCACAAGGACUGUUUUGAGGAUACGACUGACUAUUACCCCUAGCUUUAAAUGGAAUGACAAAUACCACGGGAAAGCACCAGAAGCGUUCUGGAUAUGGGUGGAAGACCCAGAGACUGACAUAAUGUACUAUCACGAAUACUUUCUCAUCACUAAGAAACAGGUAAUAACGAACGAACCGCAAGAGCUUGUCAUCACUAUCCCAAUCAGUGAACCAUUGCCCCCUCAAUACUACAUAAGAGCAACAUCAGAAAGGUGGCUCGGGUCAGAAAGUGUGCUACCUCUAACAUUCCAACAUUUAAUUUUACCAGAAACGCAUCCACCUCACACAGAUCUUCUGGAACUUCAACCACUUCCCGUGACAGCUCUAAACGAUCCCUCAUACGAAAUGCUGUACAACUUUAGCCACUUCAAUCCGAUACAGACUCAGAUCUUCCACUGUCUGUACCACACUGACAACAAUGUACUGCUGGGAGCUCCCACCGGCUCCGGUAAAACUAUCGUAGCUGAGGUCGCUAUGUUCAGAGUGUUCAAUCAAUAUCCAGGAUGCAAGGUGGUUUACAUUGCUCCCUUAAAAGCGCUUGUAAAGGAACGAAUAAAAGACUGGAAGAUAAGACUCGAAGAAAGACUAGGAAAGAAAGUUGUGGAAUUGACAGGUGACGUUAGCCCCGACAUACGGGCGAUCAAGAACUCCCACGUGAUCGUAACGACUCCAGAGAAGUGGGACGGCAUCAGUCGUUCGUGGCAGACGAGGAACUACGUGCGCGACGUGGCCCUUAUCGUUAUUGACGAGAUACACCUGCUGGGGGAGGACAGGGGGCCCGUGUUGGAGGUCAUCGUGUCCAGAACAAACUUCAUUGAGUCUCACACAUCACGAAGAUUACGUAUCAUCGGCUUGUCGACGGCUCUUGCAAAUGCUAAGGACUUGGCCAACUGGUUAAAUAUAGGAGAUAUGGGACUGUAUAACUUCAGGCCAUCAGUAAGGCCUGUGCCUUUAGAGGUGCAUAUAUCAGGUCAUCCAGGCCGCCACUACUGUCCCCGCAUGAUGACUAUGAACAAGCCAACGUUCCAAGCGAUAAGAACUCACUCGCCCUGCGCACCAACACUCGUGUUCGUCUCCAGUAGACGACAGACUAGAUUAACAGCAUUAGACCUAAUCGCGUACCUCGCAGCUGAAGAGAACCCUAAACAAUGGCUGCACAUGCAAGAGUCAGAGAUGGAACAAAUCCUAGCUAACAUCCGGGAAUCUAAUCUAAAACUGACCCUCGCAUUCGGCAUCGGAAUACAUCACGCAGGUUUACAUGAAAGAGAUAGAACGACUGUUGAAGAAUUGUUUAUUAACCAAAAAAUACAGGUCCUCAUUUGUACUGCGACACUAGCCUGGGGAGUUAAUUUCCCAGCCCAUUUGGUUGUUAUCAAGGGUACGGAGUAUUACGAUGGUAAACAGAAGCGCUACGUCGACAUGCCCAUUACUGAUGUACUGCAGAUGAUGGGCAGAGCCGGCAGACCACAGUAUGACAACGAAGGUGUGGCCGUGGUGUUGGUGCACGAUCAAAAGAAGAACUUCUACAAGAAGUUCUUGUACGAACCUUUCCCAGUGGAGUCGAGCUUGUUGAACGUGCUGCCUGACCAUUUGAACGCUGAGAUUGUCGCUGGUACUGUUAACACAAAACAAGACAUCUUAGACUACAUGACCUGGACGUACUUCUUCCGCCGGCUACUGAAGAACCCUUCGUACUAUAACCUGGAGAGCAUCGAACCACAAGAUGUAAACUAUUACCUUUCAAACUUGGUCCAGACGUCGAUAGAUGUGCUUGCUAACGCCAAUUGUAUUGAGAUCGAAGAGGACCAGCGCACAGUCCAUUGCACCUGGAUGGGCCGAAUCGCGUCCUACUACUACCUGUCGUAUAAGACUAUGGCGCAUUUCAACCACAAUUUACGAAGCAACAUGGACGUGGAUGAAUUGCUGCGAGUGUUGGCAGACAGCGAGGAGUACGCCACGCUGCCUGUCCGACACAACGAAGAUUUACUGAACGGUGAACUAUCGCAACAAUGUCGUCUGCCUGUUGAUGCUCUAAGCCUCGACUCGUCCAAUGUGAAAGCGUUCUUAUUGCUGCAAGCGCACAUGACAAGAGUGCCACUGCCCAACACGGACUACCUCACCGACACCAAGUCGGUACUCGACCAGACUAUUAGGAUUAUUCAGGCAAUGAUAGACACUUCAGCGGAAAACGGAUGGCUGUCCGUGUGUUUAUCCUGUCAGAUCCUCAUGCAGUGCAUAGUCCAAGCCCGGUGGCCUUCCGAGUCGCCCCUCACGACAUUACCGCACGUCGACUCGCAACACCUCUACAUGUUCUCGCAUAUGACGAAGGAGCUCAACAAACCCUGCACCAUGUUGAACGGACUGAAGGUCGUUUGUAUGAGGAAUUAUGAGCUCCUCGCCAAAUACAUGAGGCGGGAAUUUGAAGAGAACCAGAUUGAACAAAUACAUAAGGCUAUCUGCGACUUACCGACUCUGGACAUCAAAUUACACGUGAGAGGACAAUGGUUCGACAGCGAUCAUGAACAGGACAAACUUGUUCAACAACCACCUCCUAAGGACCAAUGGAUGCCGAUGCAUGCUAAUCAGGAAUACACGCUGCUGCUAGAAUUACGCCGUCGCGGCGGUAACCCAAGCAACGUGCUCUGUCCUCGCUUCCCUCGCGUCAAGAACGAAAACUGGUUCGUCACGCUGGGGAACAUUGACGUUGGAGAGUUGCACGCGCUGAAGCGAGUACCGCCCAGGGGAACGGCACAGAUCACAUUCUAUACACCAUGUACCAGAGGCCGCGUAAUCUACACAGUGUAUAUAAUGAGCGAUAGCUACAUGGGCCUGGACCAGCAAUACGACCUACAGUUGGAGAUCAUUGACCCAUUACCACAAGAAAACGUUGAUAGACAGUAUGAUAACAUCGAUAAGACUAUUUAUGAGUGA
Messenger RNA from Arctia plantaginis, 6549 nucleotides. The record is from the annotation of a GenBank genome assembly. Lineage: Eukaryota; Metazoa; Arthropoda; Insecta; Lepidoptera; Erebidae.